CCUGCCGCUCAGACCGAGUCUCAGCUCCCACUAAAAAAAGUUGUAAAGUUUUGUCAGGGACACGAGAACACGCAUGAAAGACCCUGGAUGACGGAUAGCUUCACUUUUGGGCUCGUGCGGCUGUUUGUUUUUCUCGCGGUAACUGUGUGUUUUUGCGGAGAUUUUAUUCUGGUGGUUUUUAUCACGCGAAGUCCAAGUCCGGGAUUGUGUCUCAUCUCGAAGUUCCCAAGAUGAGCUUCGGUCCGGCGCUCUGGAAACUCACUACUUUUCUGAUACAGGUGUUGGUGACAGUGCUCUCCAUCGGGCUCGUAUGUCACGCAGCAGAACUUAGUCCGGCAUCUCAGUGGUCCAGUGACGAAUUCCGAAACCUCACUCUGACACGGCACAGAACCUGUGUGGAGAACGAGCAGUACCUUCACCAGGGCCUCUGCUGCCUCAACUGCCGAGCUGGAACAUUUGUGCAAAAAGCCUGUGAAAGAGACCAAGAGCAGGGAACAUGUCUCCCUUGCGAGCAUGGCCAGACCUACACAGAACACUCGAAUGGGAUGAACCGCUGUUUGCCGUGUACCCACUGCCGCUCAGAUGAGAUUGAAACUACACCCUGCACCACAACUACAGACACCAGGUGUCAAUGCAGACCGGGGACAUUCUGUGUUCCAGAUCAGGCCUGUGAGGUCUGCAAACGAUGUGCAAAGUGUAAAGCAGGAGAGGAGGAGGUGAAAAAAUGCACCCCGUUUUCUAACACCGUGUGUCAAAAACGGAAUCCGUCCCCCACCCAAAGCUCCCCGGCCCCUCCCACACCCACCUCAACGUCUCCAGUGUCGAUGGUUAUUCCUAUAUUUGUCAUCCUGGCCAUCAUCAUUAUCGUCAUUGCCGGACUGGCUUUUUGGUGGUUCAUAAUAAAACAACAUUCAUGCGAAAAGCCAUGUUCAGAGAGUCACUGUGAAUCCAGCGAAAUUGUCAAGAUUCCUAUUGAUGAGAGCGGAGCCACAGCAGAGGAGAGACAGAAUAACCAGAACGCAGGUCUGGAGGGGGAGGAGCCUCGGCCCGAGUCACGACCCCUGCUGCAGGAGACCCAGGCCGGGAUGACCAAGGCUUCGCCCCCUCUGGAAGACGAGGACCGAGGACUGGGGGACAGUUUACCCAACACCACCAGUUCAUCUCAGACCAGCCUUUCAGCGCUGCCCACAGCAGCGUCCUCUGGUAACACGCCACACCAGAGUCCCACUGCCUUCAGACUGCCUCCUGCAGCCAUGGAUGACCCUCUACAGCAUCGACUGGUGCCACUACAAGGGUCAGAAAAGUCCUUGAAGAAAAGCUUUGAUUUGUUCGACGAGUAUCUGGACGUACGGAUCCAUAACAAGUUCUUCAGAAUGAUCGGGGUCAGUGACAACCACAUUCGGAUCGCUGAGAACGGGACCCCCGGUGACAAAGUGUAUGAACUGCUGAAGAACUGGAUGCAGAGGCAGGGACUAAAAGCCGACAUCAAUGACUUGUUGGAGGCUUUGCUGAGUAUGGAUCAGCGGCGUUCGGCCGAGAACAUCGCCUCUGCAGCCCUCCAGAGAGGCUACUACAAGCACGCAGACACACCCUGAACGCUGAACAUAAGGGGACUGCAAAUGAAGUAAACACAAAGUACUUAACACACAAAAAAGAAAACUAAAAGCACAUAGACACUGUCGGUGGACAGCGUGUCUCAAGAACAGGCUUACCUCUUUGUGGCUCCUCAGCCAUGUAUUUAAAAGCCAGUAGUUUUUAAUAAGAAAAACACAAAAAGGGGAAGGUCGAGCCGUAUUGAUGGGCGCUCUGCGGAUGUUGACUACAUGCCUAAUGCUGAAGCGUUUAAAAAAACAAACAAAAAUAUAUACAAAAAGAUCUGUGGUCGUGGAUACUAACAAGAUGACCGUUAAACUGCUUUCAGUAAUCUGAAAUAAUAUGAAGGUGAAUGUGUCCACAGGCAGAAGAGGCUGCUUGUUUCCGGCUCUAAUCAAGCGAACAGCAGCCAAAUACUGAAAGCUUAGAAGUCUCUAGGCACGUGUCACUCAUCUGGUCCUCCCAGAUCAUAAUACACUACCUAGAGACAAGGAUAUACACUGGUUUGUAGGAGUGGCAUUAGUUAUGUCACUAAUACUGUGCCUCCUCGAUGCACUGACCUCUGGCACAUGUAGGAUGUAAAACUACAAUCAUGCUAUACUUGUUUUGUAUAUUUAGGAUCCUCUGAAACUAUGUAACAGGCCAUGAAAACUGACUGUGUCAUAACAAAGUGUAAUAUGCAGCCUUCGACCUUACAACUUUAAUGCCAUUUGACAAUUUAUUUGGUUUUAGAUCUUUAUAAUGUUAUUUUGUUCUUGGAGUGUAGUGAUACAAAAAAAGACAUCAGAUUUUUCUUGUUUUUACAAUCAGGUUACAUUGGAUUAAUUCUAAUGAUUCAGUCUUUGAUACGUUCAGUGUUACUACUCAACAAGACAAUUAAGAAGGAUUUUUCAAAACAAUUGUUAAUAGAAUUUCCAUUAUGUUUCCGUAUAUCCAGGAGAACUUCAAAGGUCAUUUUAUUUAUUCACAUAUUUAUUGUAAUGAAUAAUAAUUAUCGUCAUUAUUUAUACUAUUGCCAAAUCAACCCUGGAAAGUAGUCGCACAUCAUGUUUGUGCUGUGACGAUUUUUAGCUACAGGGCAAAAAAAAAAAUGACUGAGAUACAAUUUCUUUCAAGGUGUGGUUGAAACGUCUAGUGUUUGUUGAGCUCUCCUGGUGCACUAUUGUUAUGUAACGUUACAAACACCAGCUCACUCGUUUCUUGAGUUUCUAUGGUGACCACAUACAUGACAGCACUGAAGCUUCACAGAUGCUAAAAACGAAUGUGUCAUUUCAAAAUGGAGUCGUGUUAACAACCGUCUUGAGAAAUGAAGACUGGCCCGUUGAGUCGGACUGUUGUGGUUGUAGCCGUCUGACCGAGUAGUGGCGUGGGAUGCAGGUACGGAUUGUUUUGUCUUAGACUCAGACAAGAUGAAGGAAACAUUUUUUUCUGGAUAAACAAAGCUAAAUUUAUUUCCCCUACAUUGACUUUUUUUGUACAUACACGCCUCACAUAAUGUAUUUGUAUAUAUGUAGCUAAUCUAAUAACAAACCAAAAUGAAUAUAGUGAGGUAUGAAGUUAUUAAAAACAACAAGUACACCAGCCAGAGUGUCUGCUGAUGAUGAUGAUGUGUCAUUUAAACAGGUUUUGCCCAUUUUUCUGCAGUUCUGUACAGAGAAAAGAGUUUAGAGUUAUAUAUUAUUGCUGAAGAGUGAUGCUACAGUGCUGGCACUGCCAUCUAUUGACAGACAAUGAAAAUACAGCCUGCAUCAAUAUCUAGGGACAUUACAAACCCUUCUCUCACUAACGUUCUCCCUUUAACACAUCCAUGUCACACCUUCCAGCAUUUUGCUUUCAAAGUGCUCCUGGCCUGUCCUGACGUAGUGGAAGCAUAGCAGCGAAUAGGCUUUAGUCAGAGUUUACUCAGUGGCAGUAAAUGUGAGUGAUUGUCUGCUUUUUUUU
Sphaeramia orbicularis (orbiculate cardinalfish) is the source of this 3534-nucleotide messenger RNA. It is a transcript of the gene tnfrsfa, whose product is annotated as tumor necrosis factor receptor superfamily, member a. Lineage: Eukaryota; Metazoa; Chordata; Actinopteri; Kurtiformes; Apogonidae. Gene Ontology annotation, cellular component: plasma membrane; cell surface. The record is from RefSeq and is a predicted model, not a curated record. Gene Ontology annotation, molecular function: protein binding. Bases 231 to 1595 code for a protein of 454 amino acids. Gene Ontology annotation, biological process: TRAIL-activated apoptotic signaling pathway; positive regulation of apoptotic process. The transcript has 10 exons.